This is a messenger RNA of Danaus chrysippus (African queen), 1500 nucleotides long. NCBI's taxonomy places the organism in Eukaryota, Metazoa, Arthropoda, Insecta, Lepidoptera, Nymphalidae. The record is from the annotation of a GenBank genome assembly.
AUGUGGACACUGCUGAUGCCAUUGCUGGCGCUUGUGUCGCUGGCGGAUGGCGUAUCCUUCGCGCCCAACAAAGAACUGCUUGAAUGUGCAAGCCAGAUCCUGUAUAUGGACCAAUAUGCAUACCAGCUUCCAACAAACUACAGUAGAAACAUUCCACCUGGUAAAAAUACGACAGUUUAUAUUGGAGUGAACGUCAAUAGAGUUUCUGGAGUGGAUGAAAAUCGAGAGGAGAUCACACUUGACGUUUUCCUGCAAGUAUCAUGGGAGGAAGCCAGAUUAAAAGUUCCACCCGGUAUGCCUUUCAUCGAUCUGCCCUGGGAAUUCCGACAGCUAAUAUGGACUCCGGAUCUUUAUAUAUGGCAGCUACAAACUAUGAGAAUUCUCUCAGUGCUCCAAGAAAUGGCGUCAUUGAGACUAUAUGCUAAUCGCACUGUCUCAGUCAGUAUUGGUGCUACAAUAACAAUAAAAUGUGAAAUGAACUUUGUUUUGUAUCCAUUGGAUGUGCAAAACUGCGCGAUAGACUUUAGCAGCUAUAAGUACACAAAAGAAGACGUGCGGUUCGAAUGGCGUGAAGUGGCGCCGUGGUUCGGGCUGGCCGGCGAACAACGCCGAGAGUUUCGUCUGCCAAAAUACGUGGUCACAUUUGUUACCGACAAAAGUAAUCAUAUUCGCAAUUUUGGUGAAGGUGAACAUUCAGCGGCGCGAUUGCAAAUAAAACUUUCGCGUGAACUGCGAGGGUAUCUUCUAGAGAGCUACCUACCAUCAUCCUUAUUUGUGAUCAUCUCCUGGGGAAGCUUCUGCGUGAUCCCGGAGAUUGUUCCAGGUCGUAUGGUGCUGCUUGUGACGACAUUACUGUCACUUAUAACUAUGUUUGACACUGUCAGUACUAACUCACCAGACGCGUUAGAGCUAAAGUGUAUCGAGGUUUGGCUGAUCUCGUGCACUAUAUUCGUAUUCCUGGCACUGCUGGAGUACUUCGUGGUGUUGUUUGGCAUCCGAUAUGAUAAGAGUUGGAGCCGACGACGGCAGGACCUACGAAGGGCUGCCUCUGCCGCGCAGCUAGCGCCUCCUCUGCAUAUUAAUCAUUCUCAAAAUUUGCAGAGACUAGGCACACCUGUCACUGGCACGCCUCAAGGUGGAGUAUUUUCACCUCAACUUAGUGUAGAAGAUGAAGGAUUAAAGCAACAGUUCUCUCACCAGACUAUACAACGGUUAACAUCUUCGGAGAGAAGGCUUCGAAGAUCCAAUAAAGUUGGAUGUGAGACGAGAACAGUUAGUAAGGACUCGCCGAUACUAGAGACAAUGACGGCUGGUGAUUCUUCGGGAAGCUUUUUGGUGAGAAUCGCUACAAUAGUCGAUCGCGGCGUUAUGUUCUGUGGCGCCCAGCACGGGGCUCUUGACAAAUUCGCCCUAAUGAUUUUUCCUAUAUGCUUUAUACUAUUUACAAUUAUAUAUUGGACGACAUAUAUCAGUGAAGCAUAUCGGGCUAUGCACGAGUGA